AUGUCGUAUAAAUUUAAGCUCGAACUCGAUAAUAACAGUAUAGAUUGUAGUAUAACAAUCAUUAACGAGGGAGAAAUGAAAAUAGAAGCGAAUGAUCCUAUUAACUAUCAAAGAUGGCAAGGAUUAAUUGGCGUAGAUUAUUUUAAUAAGCUUGCAAGCAAAACUGUCAUCAGAGACCCGAAGGGAUGUGCUAAAAUCGUUAAAGAUUCACUUGAAUUAAAAAUCGGAUGCGAUAUCAAACUUAAAUAUGCAAAAGAUUUUGAACAGACAGAAACUAUAACAGACGCAUUACUACUCAUCAUUAGUAUCAACAAAUACGUCAAUAUUAAUUUGCCUUUUCUUCUUUUACCCAAACCAUAUUCAAUGCAAGAAUUAGUCGACAUUAUCAAAGAUUUAAAGAAAAAUCAAGGAUCAGGACUUGCUGCUGAAAACAAAAUCAUACAAAAACAGUUAUACGAACAAGCGCAAGCAUUCUUCGUCGAAAAACAAGAUUUAAAUAAUCAAAUUCAAAAGCUACAGCAAGAAAACAAAGACUUAAAGGAAGAGCUAUCUAAGAAAGAAAAACUUAUUCGAACACUUCAAGAACCAAUACACACCAAAGCACAGACAUCUACAUAUACAAACAGACGAUCAGCAAGUCCUAGAUCAAAUUCACUUGUUGAACGUCAAAAGCAACUCGAAAGAAGCAGACAGAACACAACAACUCAUACUAGACAGAUAUCAGGACCAUAUAAAACUAAACGCUCUGAAUCUGCAAAUUCGAGAAGUUCUUCUGCAAGAAAUUCGGCCAGAAAUUCUGCAAGGAGCUCAGCUGCUGCUUCAAGAAAUAAUUCUGUUGUUAAUUCUCGUAAUUCAUCAAGAAAUAACUCCGUUAAUAGUUCGAGAAGAAAUUCAGCCGCAAAUUCAUCAAACAGCUCUAGAAAUUCAUCUGCAAGAUCUUCCAGAAGCUCAACACCAACGCAUUCACGUCCAUCAUCGCGUAGUGGCAAUAUUCCAUUCAAGAGAUUCGAUCCAACUGAAUGGAAACGCCAAAAAGAUUCAGCAAGAAGAUCAGCAUCUCCUGCAAGGAAGAGUUUUUAUUGA
This is a messenger RNA of Trichomonas vaginalis G3, 1083 nucleotides long. RefSeq lists its product as uncharacterized. The transcript has a single exon. The coding region runs from base 1 to 1083 and encodes 360 amino acids. The record is from RefSeq and is a predicted model, not a curated record. NCBI's taxonomy places the organism in Eukaryota, Parabasalia, Trichomonadida, Trichomonadidae.